AUGAACUUGUCAGAGUCUGUUUGGCUCGUGGAGGAACCCUGGAACCUCAGCAGUGUGGAGGAGGAGGAGGACGAAAAACUUUUAUUCGGGAUCGGCACGGAUAAUUUCAUCACGCUGCUGGUUUUCGGGCUCAUCUUUACGCUCGGCGUGCUGGGCAACUCCAUGGUGAUCACCGUGCUGGCCCGGAGCAAACCAGGAAAACCGCGAAGCACCACCAACAUUUUCAUCCUGAACCUGAGCAUAGCGGACCUCUCUUACCUGCUCUUCUGCAUCCCUUUCCAGUCCACUAUCUACAUGAUGCCCACCUGGGUACUCGGUGCAUUUAUUUGCAAAUUCAUCCACUAUUUCUUCACCGUUUCUAUGCUUGUGAGCAUCUUCACUCUGUCCGCUAUGUCAGUGGACAGAUACAUUGCCAUCGUUCACUCCAGAAAGUCGUCCACUAUUCGGGUGGCGAAGCACGCUCUGAUUGGGGUGGUGGUGAUUUGGAUACUCUCCCUAGCCAUGGCUGCGCCUAUCAUGUAUUAUCAGAAUAUUUUUCAGAGAGGGGAAAAUCACACCUUUUGCUGGGAAGUGUGGGCAGAUCAAAGCCAGAAGAAGAUCUACGUGGUUUGCACGUUUAUCUUUGGUUAUGUGCUGCCUCUGCUGCUGAUUUCUUUCUGUUACGCUAAGGUGUUAAAUCACUUGCACAAAAAACUACGAAAUAUGUCCAAAAAGUCAGAGGCAUCAAAGAAAAAGACUGCUCAGACGGUGGUUGUGGUGGUGGUGGUGUUCUGCUUGUCUUGGCUCCCUCAUCACGUAGUUCACCUCUGGGUGGAGUUUGGGACCUUCCCGCUGAACCAGGCCUCCUUCGUAUUACGGGUGGCUGCUCACUGCCUGGCGUACAGCAACUCGUCAGUCAAUCCGGUCAUCUACGCCUUCCUGUCGGAGAACUUCAGAAAGGCCUAUAAGCAGGUGUUUAAAUGCCAGAUUGGUACCGGUGACUCCCCACUCAAUGACAUUAAGGACAUUCGCAGCAAAGCGGAUACACCGCCCUCAACUAACUGCACAAAUGUUUGACUUACUGUGGCUGAGAGUUAGUUAUGCCUGCUGUCACACUGAAGUGCAUUGCAAGUCAUGGCG
Archocentrus centrarchus (flier cichlid) is the source of this 1119-nucleotide messenger RNA. Its product is annotated as galanin receptor type 1. Gene Ontology annotation, biological process: positive regulation of cytosolic calcium ion concentration; G protein-coupled receptor signaling pathway; negative regulation of adenylate cyclase activity. The record is from RefSeq and is a predicted model, not a curated record. Gene Ontology annotation, cellular component: plasma membrane. The coding region runs from base 1 to 1056 and encodes 351 amino acids. Lineage: Eukaryota; Metazoa; Chordata; Actinopteri; Cichliformes; Cichlidae. The transcript has 3 exons. Gene Ontology annotation, molecular function: galanin receptor activity.